Molecule: messenger RNA, 1263 nt
Organism: Lasiodiplodia theobromae
Lineage: Eukaryota; Fungi; Ascomycota; Dothideomycetes; Botryosphaeriales; Botryosphaeriaceae
Exons: 2
Coding region: 1-1263 (420 amino acids)
Source: RefSeq, a predicted model, not a curated record
AUGAGUGGAGUAGAGCUCGCUGGCUUGGUCCUGGCCGUCCUUCCCCUCGUCAUCUCCGCCCUCGAGGACUACAAUGACGGACUGGACCCGGUGAAAGCAUUCGUGAAGUGGGAAAACUACCUACCUCAAUACAUCCGAAAACUUCGGAAUCAGCAUGUGCAUUAUGAACAAACCCUGCGCCUGCUACUGGCCCCCAUCACCACCGAGUACGAACUGGCCGAGAUGAUUGCGGAACCCCACGGAGACCUCUGGAGAGACCCGACCAUGGCGGAGAAGCUCAGGUACAAGCUGGACGAAUCAUAUGAUGCCUAUCACCACACCAUCAAGGACAUUGAGAAGAUCAUGACGACUAUUGCCGAGAAGCUGGACCUGGAACGCGCUACAUCUAUCACCCGGAAUGACCUGGAGGCCAUGCUACUUGCCCAUGGCCAACCCAAGGUAGCCCAGAAGUUUGAAUUUAGGAAACGCGUUAAAUUUAGCAUGAACAAGAAGAAGGUCAAGAGGCUGCUGGAAGAGCUGGACGAAUGCAACAAAGAGUUGGAGCGCUUUACAGAGAAGUCCGAGAGACUGGAGCCCUAUCGGAAAAGCUCAAAGCCUUCGAUUGCACAGAAGCUGCAAAAAAUACAGACGCUCCGUGGAGCGUAUCCUGUUCCCCUGAACGGCCUUCGACUUUCGCGCAAGGCAGAGACAGUCACGUUGGAAGAGAUCUUAAAGGAUGGCACCAAGAUACGGUUAAGCAAGAAGGACCGGUAUACCCUUGCUGUCACCGUCGCUUCUUCGAUACUUCAGCUGCAUGCUUCACCAUGGGUCAGCGACAACUGGAGCAAACGGGACAUCAUGUUCUACCACACCAUAUCCGCACACCGCUCCAUCGACAUCGAAACCCCAUACGUCAGUCAGAAACUCAUGCCACUUCCUGGCAGUGUCAAGCCAAUAGGGUUCAGCAGUAAGAACACUACUCUACUAGCGCUCGGAAUUACCCUUCUGGAACUCUACUUCGGCAAGCCUUGCGAACAGCAAAUGCCGGAGAAUUUGUACAUGGGGCCAGACAAGUCUCUAGCACUACUGUGUACCGCCCAUCACUGGUACGAAUCGGAGCAGGAGGACCUAUCUGCAGCUUUCCAGGGCGCCAUUGCACACUGCCUGAGAUGCUUCGCAGACCCGAGCGGCAGCCUCCAGGAUCCGGACUUCUUGCAGGCGGCCAUGGAGCAGAUUGUGUUGCCACUGCAAGAUGAACUUUAUCAGUUCUUAGGCACACGAUGA